AUGGUUGUAAGAGAAGGUUUUGAAAAGGCUAGAACAUCCAAAUUAUUGUUACUUGGUACCUUACUAUAUGGUGUGAUCAGCCUUUGUGAAGCUGCAUCAAGGGAAAAGAAGAAGGUGAUUGGUUAUUUUCCAAAUUGGCUUUAUAAUAGUUACCCUUCUUCAAAUAUUCCGUUUGAAAAAUAUUCUCAUAUCAAUUAUGCAUUCGCACUUCAAAACCAUGAUGAUGGUGUUCCUUUCUUCCAGGACGAUUGGGCAAUAGACAACUAUCUUCCAGAAUUAAUACGAUCAGCUCAUACUGCAAAUACUAAAGUCCUUUUAUCUAUUGGAGGUUGGACAGGUUCAGAAAAAUUUAGUCCUAUGGUUGCUUCACCAGUUCUACGAAAACGUUUUAUUGAUUGGAAUCUAGACUUUAUUGAACAAUAUAAUACUGAUGGCGUGGAUAUUGAUUGGGAAUAUCCUGGAAAACAAGCUGCUGGAUGUAAUGUCAUCAAUGAAAAGGAUACUGACAAUUUAUUACUUUUAUUAAAAGAACUUCGUACUGCUUUGGAUAAACGAUUCCCUGAUGAUUACAAAGAAAUUUCUAUGGCUGUUUAUGUUUUACCCUUUAUGCGAAAUGGUGCGCCUGCAACUGAUGUUAGUGAUUUUGUCCCUUACUUUGAUCAUAUCAAUUUGAUGACUUAUGAUAUUAAUGGUGCUUGGGCUCCUGUGACCGGUCCAAAUGCUCCUUUCGAAUCUGAAAGUAACAAAGGCGCUGAUUUCUCUUUUGUCAAAAGUAUUCAAGCUUGGAAAUCCGCCGGUGUGCCGAGUGAAAAGAUUAAUGCAGGAUUGGCAUUCUAUGGAAGAAGUAUGCAAGCUACAAAGGAUAUGACAACGACAGGAUCUCAAUAUCAAGAAGCCUUGGUGGGUGCUCCAAAAGGGGAUUCGGAUGAUGCUUAUUGGGCUAAUCCAUUUUGUUCUGCCGAUAUUGAUGGUGUAUCUGGUAUUUGGAAAUGGUCCAACUUACGAUCUGAAGGUUUAAUCAAGAAAGAUACUACUCAAGUUGGUCAAGGCUGGGUUCGUCAUUGGGAUGAUCAUUCAAAAACCCCCUGGUUAUUCAAUCCUACUUCUAAACUUUUUAUCUCCUAUGAUGAUCCUGCUUCUCUCAAAAUUAAAGUCAAUCAUGCUGCAUGUGAAGACCUUGGAGGUGUUAUGGUUUGGGAUGUUCAUCAAGAUAAUGGUGAAUUGAUUGAUGUAGUUUCUUCAGUGAAUGAUGUUCCUUCUUCGUGUUAUCAUCAAUUAUCUGUUGGUGAUGAUGGUGUUCCUCCUACAAGCACAUCUCGUACCGGUAACAAAGCUAGUCCUGCUACAAAUGUUUCAGUACUAGCAACUGCAUCAACUUCAAGACCUUCAUCAUUCAUUGCAACACCACCAGCAGUUAUGUCUUCACCAUCGUCAAGUCAUCUAGCAAAAGAUUCAAAGGUAGCUUCAUCUGGACCUUCCAGUAAAAGUAUAGCUCAGCAUUCUUCAACACCCAAACCAAGUAUUCAGGCACAACAUGGAUCUUCUUGCUCAACACCUGGAAUAGCACAAUGUAUUCAACAAGGUUCAAAGGAAUGGUUAACUUGUGAUAUUACAAGAAAAUGGGUUAGUCGUGUAUGCGGUGAAGGUCUUGUUUGUUAUAAUGCAUCUCCUGGUCUCUAUUGCGGUCAUCCUGAAGCUAACAAAUUGGAUUCUCGACUGGAUAAUAAAUUCUUAAGAAAACCUGUUUUGGCUGUUGAACCUAUUAGUGGCAAAGAUCGUUAGUUUCAUCCGUAGUAUUUGGAACUUUUUUUUUUUUUUUUUUUACGAUUAGUUUUAUUUCCUU
Halteromyces radiatus is the source of this 1843-nucleotide messenger RNA. Its product is annotated as glycosyl hydrolases family 18-domain-containing protein. The record is from RefSeq and is a predicted model, not a curated record. Gene Ontology annotation, cellular component: extracellular region. Bases 1 to 1782 code for a protein of 593 amino acids. Gene Ontology annotation, biological process: carbohydrate metabolic process; chitin catabolic process. The transcript is spliced from 10 exons. Gene Ontology annotation, molecular function: chitin binding; chitinase activity. Lineage: Eukaryota; Fungi; Mucoromycota; Mucoromycetes; Mucorales; Cunninghamellaceae.